UUUGCUUGACAUUUUAUUUGAUGGAAAUGAAAUGUUUUGCUGGGGUUCGGAAGUGUAUCUAUUCGGCUUUGUAAUAUUUGGUGUAAACAAUUAUUUUGAUUGCUAGAUUUUAUUAAAUACAUAUUUUUUCAAUGAAGAUGAAUGCUACAAGUUUAUAUGUUUCCACGUGUCGGCUUAUUGUAUUAGCUGAUGCUGAUGAUAAGUCUUCAUGGAUAGAUUUAUUUCGUUUGGUUCCUUAUUUACGUCAAUCUUUGUCUUGCACGGUUUGUGGAAACCUUCUAAAAGAACCUUACACUCCGACAAGUUCUGGAUGUCAGCAUCAUGUUUGCAAAAAGUGCAGAGGAGGAAGAAAGAAACUGAAACCUUCGUGUAGUUGGUGUAAAGAUUACGAGAAUUAUUCUGAAAAUUUACAAUUAAGAAUUUUACUGCAAUGUUACAAAAAGUUGUGUGAAUAUUUUAUGGGUACAGAUAUGUACAAAAUAUUGUUAGAAGAAGACGAAAUAUCUGAAGGCAUCAAUGGUGGUACGGUUGCCAGUUCGGGGCUCAUGGAUCUCAUACAGGAAGGUGCCGGAUUUACCGACGAUUAUAAGAGUACUGCUGGUCUCUCGAAGUCCGCGUACAGUAUAUUGCCAUGUGUUUAUACCAACUCUGCGUCUACACAAACACAAGCUGCAGCAUCCUCUAGUACUGCUGACACCCGGUCUUCAAGUAAAGAUUCACUGAACUCUAGAGCUAUUUCAAAUGGAUCUUCAAUAUAUUCUGUAAUGUAUGCAGGUACUGGAAAUAAAAUAACUAUUAAAAGAAAGGCUGUAGAUGAUGCUGAACCUCCUAGUCAAAAUGAACCCACCCAAAGGGAAAGUAAGUCUAAUCAAAUAGGUUUUAAAAAACCAUCUAAUCGAUCUCGUAGUUCUGCUAACAGCAAGAGAAAAGGUUGCCGCUGUGGUAAUGCUACAGCCACUCCAGGAAAACUAACUUGCUGUGGCCAGCGGUGUCCAUGUUAUGUGGAGAGCAAGCCCUGCACUGAAUGCAAGUGUAAAGGAUGUCGGAAUCCUCAUAGACCUGAUGGAAUGAAGGUUCGACCACAUAUACCUCAACUGGAUAGUAUACAUCUUACAUUAAGUACAAAUCCUGAUAGUUCACCAUCAUGUUCUGGGUCUAUGGACAGCCUCGACACUGAUACUCUCACUAUGGAGGCCAUGGAGGAAUCUUUGAACUUUAGUGCUGAUUUGAAGUCAUCUAAUAUUAAGGUAUACUCGAGUCAAUUACAAGAAAUUUCUGCAUCACUGCCAGCUACAAUAAUGAUGGAUGAGGAGCUACCUGACUCCCCUGAAGAUGAUAUGAGUUCACCGCAAGAGUACAACAUGGGAUCUCCGAGAGACUUUAUCGAUCCAGAUAUGGCAUCGCCAUUAUCUGGUGGCACUCAUGAUGUCACUAGUGACAUUGAGAUCGACAUAUGACAUCCACUCUCCCUGGCAAGUGACUAGGGUCUUCUUUUUAUCAUCUUACUGACAUGCAUACUAGGAAGUAUUCUGCAAUAUAUAUUUUGCCGUUUGAGAUAUCAUUAUUCAUGAUUAUCUUGCUAGUCACUUAUGUGAGGUACAUAUGUAUACAUAUAUAUGAAUGAUUUCAUAAGUAAUAACUAACAUCUUUUUCUGUCUGUACGGUAAACAUUUGUUUUAAGUAUUGUAUGAAUUUUUGUUAUUUCUUAAUUAAUAUGAUAAGGCACCUUCUUGUUUUUAUCAACACGAUGGGGACAUUUCAUAAGUGUCACUUCUGUAAAUCAAUCUCUAAAAUUUGAUAUUACAGCAAUAUUUUUAUUUUAAAAACCAUUAUGAACUAAAUUUCUAAUAAAUUUAAGUCACAAUUAUUAUAAAUUUAGUUUAUGAUGAUCUAUAAAACAAUAAUUUCUUGAAAUUUUUGGGUACUUAGACUUACCAUAGUGCAUACCUAUAUUAAAUAGAUCUAGAAAUUUGAUUAUCGAAUUAAUAUAUUUAUGAAUAUACACCAAUUUUUAUUAUACAACAAAUACUAUAUGUAUUCUUAAUUUUACCUGUUUUUCUAAACUUGGCACUAUUGGUAAAUGAUAUUAUAUCAAAUUUAGUUACUUAAAACAAAAAAUAACAAAUAUUUAAAACAUAAUAAAAUGAAAUGAAAUUAAUAUUUGAAAAAUGAUUAACUAAGAAUAUGUAUGUUAUGUAAUCAAUUAAUGCAGAAAUUUAUUUUAGCUAUUUAUAUAUUUUACGUACUGUUUGUUCAACAUGAAGGCAUGUCAAUUGUUUACUAGUUUAGCCAUGUAUAGAAAAACAACAUAGAUCCCUAAAACAAUUGAUUCUUUUUUAUUGUCUUACAUAUUAAAUUAAUUGAGUUUUAUUUAAUUAUAAUACAUGUAUACUAUUGUAUAUAACCUGUCUUUACACAAUGUAAAAGAUACAUUAGCUAAGCUCAUGCUUCGUACAUUUCUGAGAUAAGUAGCUGUGAUAUACAGUUAAAACCUUACUACAAGGGAUUUGUACAUCUUUAGAACAAAACCUAAUAAAUAAUACAACUAUAACUACGUCGUAUGUAGCUUUUUACAUUGUUUUCUACCAGUAAAUGAUAGGAACAUUAGCUGCUAUGCGAUAGGGUUUUUUAUAGGAUUACUAUUUUAUGUAUUUUUUAUUUAUGUAAUUGAUUGUACUAAAAUCUUAGAUACAAUCUAUGUGAUAGGAUUGCUCUUAUGGAGAUACCACGUAAUAUAUGUUUUGAUGUUCUUAUGUUUACCAACAUACUACAGGAAACUAUUCAGUAGUUUUUAGAAAUAAUAUGAUUGAAUUAAUUCAGAUUAAAUAUCUUUUUCUUCCACUUCCCGAUAUAUUUUUAUGUUUUGUGUUAAUACUACAAUAUAUAAUAACAUAUAAUAAUAUAAGUAAUUUUUUUACUCGUUGAUCACAUAAAAUAAAUAUUUCUGGGCGUGUCUUACUAUAAAAGUUUAUUAUAAAUGCGAAAGUAUUGUAUAGAUGUUUGAAUGUUUACAUGUUUAAAUAUUUGUGUGUUAUGAACAUCAAAUCAACUCGAUCACGCUUAAAUGCCUGGACGGAUUUGAAUGAAUUUGGUACUUGGGUAGGUUAUAUUUUAACUUAAGACAGAAUAAUUUAUAUAUUGUUUCACGCGCGUCGCGGAAAAUAGCUUAUUAGAUAAUAUCUGUAAAAAUAUUUUUACUUUAUUUAAGACCUGUAUUAAAAAUGGACUACUCUUUUCCUUUUUUGGCUGUGGCUUUGAGGUACUUAUUCAAUAAAUUUUUAAAUUGUGUUCUAUAACAAUCUUGUACAUUCCUAGUUUAAAAACAUUUAACUUAUUUUAAAGUCUUGAAUGCCCUUUCACAAAUUUACACAAUAAUGCAUCAAUUUCUUAUGAAUUUAUCUCUAAAAUUAUGGUAGCAACCCAUAUUUACUCUUCUGUUGUAAAUCAGUAAUAGUUAUUACUAUCUGUGACAAUAGAAGUAAUGGUGUAGUUUAACAGUAAUGAGAUGGCGUUGAAGGUAAAUAGAAAUAUCUUGUUAAUUGUAUGGUAUUAUUUGUAUAUUUAUAAAGCGGCCAUUACCUCUUCAUCCGGUAUCUCAUACCUUAGUCUAAGGACUCGAAAAAGUAUUAUUUGCUUAUUGCAUAAUUAACUUAUUAUUUUAAACAACUGUUUAUUUGAAACCUACUAUUUUUAUUGUAAUAUGAAACAAUUCAAAAUAAUAUCAAGAUUGUAAAUUUGUCAGCUGUUUAUGUUCUAUUUUUGUUAAUUAUAUAUUAAAAUAUUUAAGUUUUCAAUUGCAAUACAAAAUUAUUAUUAAAUUGCUCUUGUAUAUUAAUUUUCCAAUAUAUAUAGUAUCUUUAUAAAGUAAUUUUUAUUGUCAUUGUAAUAUUUAAUAAAUACAUAAACAGUAAAUCGACAAAACAUGAACAUCAGAUAGGUUCUUUUUUAAAUAUUUAUAUGAGUGUAUAGUAGGAUCAAGAAGCACUCCAGUACAAAUAGAUGUAACUUUA
Messenger RNA from Galleria mellonella (greater wax moth), 4010 nucleotides. RefSeq names its product E3 ubiquitin-protein ligase MSL2 (gene msl-2). The transcript is spliced from 4 exons. The coding region runs from base 132 to 1457 and encodes 441 amino acids. Gene Ontology annotation, molecular function: ubiquitin protein ligase activity. Gene Ontology annotation, cellular component: MSL complex. The record is from RefSeq and is a predicted model, not a curated record. Lineage: Eukaryota; Metazoa; Arthropoda; Insecta; Lepidoptera; Pyralidae.